CGUCACUGCGAUCCCGGGGGGCGGGGGGGGGCCGGGGCCGCUCGCUCCCUCGGGCCUCUCCUCAUGCGCGCUGCGCCGCCGUUCCUAUCCGCGCUCUGCCUGGCGCUGGCGGCCGCUGCAGGAGCCGCAGCUCUUGCCCCUGUUCUUUGCCUCUGGUUUUGUUGGUGAGGAUAUCACAGUGAUGUCUGCAUUCAACCUGCUGCAUUUGGUGACAAAGAGCCAGCCAGUGGCCCUGCGAGCCUGUGGGCUUCCCUCAGCUUUCCGUAACGUGUGUCGCCAAAGAUGUACUAUUUCAGAUGUCUCUUCACGUGGUCUGAAAGAAAAUAAAAGGUCAUGUAGGGAUAAAAAGGACUGUAAGGUGGUCUUUUCCCAGGAGGAGCUGAGGAAGCGGCUGACACCCUUGCAGUACCAUGUCACUCAGGAGAAGGGGACUGAAAGUGCCUUUGAGGGGGAGUACACACAUCAUAAAGCUCAAGGAAUAUACAAAUGUGUUGUUUGUGGGACUCCUUUAUUCAAGUCAGAAACAAAGUUUGACUCCAAUUCAGGUUGGCCUUCCUUCUAUGAUGUGAUCAGUCCCGAUGCAAUUACUUUCAACGAUGAUUUCUCCUAUGGGAUGCAUCGAAUUGAAAUAUCCUGCAGUCAGUGUGGUGCUCACCUGGGGCAUAUUUUUGACGAUGGACCUCGCCCAACUGGCAAACGGUACUGCACAAACUCUGCUUCGUUAUCUUUCAAGCCAGCAGACAAGAACAACACUGGAGAAGGCAGCGGUAAAGCCAGUUCUGCCCAAACAGGCAAAGCUGAGCUGUAGGAUGAAGCAAAGCCUGCAGAAAACUGUGCUGAUACCACACGGCUUACAAGGAAUGUUUUCUAAGUUGCCUGCUCUCUUAUAGCCUAAGAAUGUUUAAACGUAUGAAAGCAUUUUGCACCUUCCUCCUUCUUCCUCAUCUUUUUGGAACUGAGGCCUUGCCUGCUGGUGCAUUUACUAUAUAAUUGGAUUGAAAAAUGUGUUGACUGACUCCACAGGUUUUCUUUUCCUUUCUUUUCUUUGAGAUUGCUUUGGGGAAUCCUUAAAUCGAGAGGCUUUGGCAGCAUUAGUUAUUAGUUUCUUCUUAGUGCUGUGUUACUCUAGGUUUGAACACCAUUCCUUUUUGUGUGGGAGAUGGGACUUGUGUUUAUCUCCAGUCUAUAGGAAACUUCUGGGCAUAAGAAAAUCCUGAAUUCCCAGCACGACUCUGCUUUGUUCUGACUUGCGAGGCAUGCAGCCUUUGGUCAUAUGUAUUCAGCCAUGUCCCAGCAUCAGCCGCACCCUGCGAAAACUUGUACUUAUGGCUGUUCCUUCCCAACUGAGAGAGAUGGAUGAGAUGUAAAGCCCAUCCUUUGGCUAAUUUACUGCCAAAAUUUCAAGGGUGUGGUUGAAAGGAUGUAAACAUUGUCUCAGUGUCUAUUUUUCCCCCUUGUUUGGUAUUUAAAUCAAGGUUUUAACUAGUAAGGCUCACUUUUGCGGGCUCCUAAUGAGGCUUUGUCUUUUUGUGAGGCCUGUUCAGCAACUGUAACUCAAAUCUGAAUUAAAGUUGAAAUCUGCAGGGGGUAAUUAUAUGGACAAAUGCAGAGAUAAACUUCGGAAGUGAAGUAGAUGAGGGAUGACACUAGGCUUUUUGUCUUGUCGGUUGCUACAAGGAUUCAGAAACAUGACAGUUUCUGCUAAAAGGGAGUUUAGGAAUGAAUGCGGCAGAAAGAGAGACCCUCCUGAAGUAUCCAGUUUUAAAGGUUAGCUGGUCUGGAUGUGUACUGCCUACAAGGCCACAGCUUUUAAUUUGUGCAAUUGCAGUGUAGUACAUGAGUGAGGGGAGUGGUUUAAGAAAUGAAUUUGAAAAAAGCCUGUCAGAGCUCUAGAAAUUUUCAUGUAGCAAAAGGUGCUGUCCCAGAAGAUGUUUUUCACAGCUGCUUUUAGAUUUUGUUAAAUAACAGUUUGUCUAGAAUUGUGCGUAAUACUGUUCUUUAAGCUUUACUACACAGUUUUUGCUAAUACCACUUUGCCUUUAAGCAUUGAAAGACUUAAUGAAUAUAGUAUUUACUUUUAUUAGCAAGCUUUGUGACUAACAUAUUUGGAUCCAAUUUUAUUUCUAGUAGGAGCAAAACAACCACUGAUAUUCGUGGAAGCAGGACUGAGGUUUUUAAGUCAGUGAUAAUAAACGUAUUAUCUAAAGUACAAACAUCCUUCAGUUAAAAUAUAGCUACUGUAACAGCAUACAGAAUGGUCAGAAUUGCCUUUUCGAGCAACAUAAGAAAGACAUGAAAAAACCAUCCAAUACCUUAACAUUAAAUAGAUGCAAAUAAGAAUGAUAAAUAUUUAGAGCUAAAACACUAGGGCUCUGCUGUAGUGCACGCCUACUCACAUGAGUAAUCCCCCAGAUGUUGUGCAAGGAAUUGCUCAUCAGCCGCAGGAAAGGUUGUGCAGACUGACCUUUGGUGUUUCAAGGCAGUCGAGUUUCUCCUAGUCCCAUUGGUUUUUAGCAGUUUCUUCUAGAAGGACUGCUUUUAUCCCUUGCUUUUGUUUAAAGAAAAGUAGGUUUUCUCUACCACAUUUUCUGACAUAAACAUAAAAAAGGCAGCAUCUAUAAAAAUGUGGUACAUAAAUGUGGUUUAAUUCCAGAUUGCUGUUGGAUUUAAGUGUUAUCAAAUUUCAGUAUAUUCCUGCCUUAUGUUAAAGAAAUGUAUUACUUAAACUUCAGUACGCGGUAAUGUAUGCUGUCCUACAGGAGAUUUAUUUUUGCAGGAUAUGGAGUGCAAUGAAAUGAGUCAAUAUGGUGAGGUGUAUGUGAUCUCUGGGACUUAGACCAUUUAACAUAGGAAAUGCAUUGUUCUCUCUUGUGCGCAAACUAUACCACAGCGCAGUGCAAGGUAAGACAGAUUUCCUUUUAUUCCUCUUAGAAGAUGCUAGUAAGGGCUAGAAUUGAACCCUCCGAAUUUGGUUCAGUCUGGUUAUGAUCAGAGGAAACUUGGGAGCUGAGCACAAUGUAUAGAAUAAUAGGAGAAUAUUUCUGUAUGUUUAAAUUUUGCACUGUCUAGAUGCUUAUAAAAACUGAAUGCAAACUGUGUAGAAAUAGCAAACUAUAUUUUAUAAUAUCUCUAUUGUUACUCAGAUGUUUAAAUAGCAUACCUUAAAAUAUCAUGUAAGUCACACAUGUUAUUUAUAUAUACUAUAUAUAUAUAAAAUUGCACAUGUUUUUUAUAUAUAUAUACGUACACACACAUAUAUUAUCUAAAUAUAAUUUUAGCCUUCGGUACCUUUUUAAUAACUAAAAUCUUUCCUUAAGAGAGUUCAAUACUUUU
Grus americana (Whooping crane) is the source of this 3333-nucleotide messenger RNA. It is a transcript of the gene MSRB3, whose product is annotated as methionine sulfoxide reductase B3. Lineage: Eukaryota; Metazoa; Chordata; Aves; Gruiformes; Gruidae. Gene Ontology annotation, cellular component: cytoplasm. Gene Ontology annotation, biological process: response to oxidative stress; protein repair. The coding region runs from base 182 to 808 and encodes 208 amino acids. Gene Ontology annotation, molecular function: peptide-methionine (R)-S-oxide reductase activity. The record is from RefSeq and is a predicted model, not a curated record. The transcript is spliced from 8 exons.